Saprolegnia diclina VS20 is the source of this 936-nucleotide messenger RNA. RefSeq lists its product as hypothetical. The record is from RefSeq and is a predicted model, not a curated record. Bases 27 to 830 code for a protein of 267 amino acids. The transcript is spliced from 2 exons. Lineage: Eukaryota; Oomycota; Saprolegniomycetes; Saprolegniales; Saprolegniaceae.
CAACGCAACGACCGGAAGAUUGCAAGAUGCACCGCGCCGCAAUGUACGGCACGUACGCUCUCGAGGUGCACGGCCAGGCGCUGCGCCGCCACCGCGUCUUUCUCUGCAUCGCCAUCGCAGCGCUCUACUCACUGGCCAUGGUUGUCCGCAUGGACCAGACGCUGCGCGUCACGUCGCUCGACGUGAGCGCCGGACCGUUUGGCUGCCUGCCCGUGCCGUCGCUCUCGGUGGCUGCCUGCCCCGCGCAGUCCGUCAUCACCGUCGGUCAGAGCGUCAUCAGCCGAUCGAUGUACCCUGGCACGACCGUCGCGCUGUGCUACACCAACACGACGAUUGAGCUCACGUUCAGUGCGAUGCAGCAAGAUGCCUUCUUCGUCAAGCCCACGUAUGGCCACAACGACAACAUUUGGGAGUACAACGUCAUGGAGAUGUUCCUUGCGCUUGGCGACGACGACCCAACGAGCUACUUUGAGUUUGAGGUCUCGCCGACCAACCAGACGUACAGCGCGUUCAUCUUGAAUCCGCGCAGAGAUUUUAGCCCGCCCGUGGGCCACUUUUACGUCGGAAAAGACGAAGCCGAGGCACGGGCACUCGGCAUCACGGCGACCACCAGUAUGGACGAGACCAGCCAGACGUGGACAUCCAACGCGUCGCUGCCCCUCAAUCUCUUCAACGUGGUCAACCCAAAAGGCUCCGUAUGGCGCAUGAACUUCUUGCGCAAGAUCACGUCGCCGACAACGUUCCCGCAGCUUGCGUGCGGCGCCUGGAACGCGCCCAACCAAGACAACUUUCACCUGACGUCGUGCUUUGGCCGCGUUCACUUUGAGUGAAUCCAACUCAUUUCGACUAACUUUGAGCAAUCCGCUACUCUUGUGGGUCGGGCCAACUAAGGCUCGAGACCUCUCAUCAACGAGAUGAAAUAGCCGACGACGGUGG